AUGCGUUUUUUCACCAGUGUCGCCGCCGCCUGUGGCACUCUCGCCAUAGCCUCCCCUGUCGCCAGGGACUUUUCUGAAGAGAUCUCGGUGACCGAUUUUUAUGUGCAUGAGGCCCUGAUCAACGGUACCACGGAAGCGACUGUGGAUGGCGUCUCAUUCUUGCUCAGUGGCGAGAAUGCUACGAACCUCGAAUGCUCCGCACAGACUGGCAUUCCUUCUGAAGUUUUUACCUGUGGAGACUCCAAGUACAGGUUUGCCUUGUAUCCGGGCGAAAGCAGUUCCAGCGGGUUCACGCUACGUCUGUAUCACGAACUUGGUCUCGCUGUUGGCUAUUAUGGUGCUGGGGAAGUUCCGACUUACUGCCGCGCCGGUGGUGGCCCAACUUUGGUCUGCGGUCAAACUGUGACUCCCGUCACCAUUACAAUCGAUAGUCUCCCAGACACUGCUUAG
Messenger RNA from Neoarthrinium moseri, 450 nucleotides. RefSeq lists its product as uncharacterized. The record is from RefSeq and is a predicted model, not a curated record. Bases 1 to 450 code for a protein of 149 amino acids. The transcript has 2 exons. Lineage: Eukaryota; Fungi; Ascomycota; Sordariomycetes; Amphisphaeriales; Apiosporaceae.